AUGGGGAAGAAACAGCACAGCAAAGAUCGAAUGUACAUAACAAAAACAGAAUGGGCAACGGAAUGGGGCGGUGCCAAAUCCAAACAACUCCACACUCCUUUCAAACGUCUCCCUUUUUAUUGCUGCGCUCUUACGUUUACGCCGUUUGAGUAUCCAGUUUGCACAGAAGAUGGCAGCGUAUUUGAUUUAAUGUACAUAACUCCGUACAUAAGGAAGCAUGGGAAACAUCCGGUCACCGGAGCUCCGUUAGAGCAGGGUGAUCUUAUUCCACUCAAGUUCCAUAAGAAUUCAGAAGGAGAGUAUCAUUGCCCUGUUCUGAACAAAGUUUUUACUGAAUUUACACACAUAGUUGCUGUGAAGACUACUGGAAAUGUGUUCUGUUAUGAGGCAAUUAAAGAACUAAACAUUAAGACAAAGAACUGGAAGGAACUACUGACAGAUGAACCAUUUACUAAGGAAGACCUCAUAACAAUUCAGAAUCCGAAUGCCCUUGAUAGUAAGGUUACUCUUGAUUUUGAUCAUGUUAAAAAUGGUCUGAAAAUUGAUGACGAAGAGCUAAAGAAGAUGAGUUCAGAUCCAUCUUAUAAUAUAAACAUAUCUGGAGAUAUCAGGCAAAUGCUGGCAGAGCUCGGAACCGAGAAAGGAAGGCAAACUGCUCUUCAUGGAGGUGGAGGUAGCAAGGCACAGAAUGAAAGGGCUGCUGCUCUCACUGCCAUUUUGGCUGCAAGGUCACGCAUUAAAGAUGAAUCUGAAUCAACUUCAAACGGAGAGUCUAAACCCCCAAGAGCUUAUAGUGUUGUAGAUGCUGCAUCCGCUUCAGUUCAUGGAAGAAGUGCAGCUGCAGCUAAAGCUGCACCAGAUGAUAAAACUGCUGCUCGUAUAGCUAUGCACAUGGCUGGAGAGAGGGCACCUGUGAAUGCAAAAAUGGUAAAGAGCCGUUUUACAACUGGUGCUGCCGCACGAUCCUUCACUUCAACCUCGUUUGAUCCUGUCACAAAAAAUGAGUUUGAAUAUAUCAAAGUUGAGAAAAAUCCAAAGAAGAAAGGUUAUGUUCAACUGCAUACAACACAUGGAGAUCUGAACAUUGAGCUGCACUGUGAUGUAACUCCAAGGACAUGUGAGAACUUCAUCACUCUUUGUGAGCAAGGGUAUUAUAAUGGAGUGGCUUUUCAUAGAAGCAUUCGGAAUUUUAUGAUUCAAGGUGGUGAUCCUACUGGCACUGGGAAAGGAGGCCAAUCUAUAUGGGGUAAACCUUUCAAUGAUGAGCUGAACUCCAAGUUGCUCCACAGUGGAAGGGGUGUUGUCAGUAUGGCUAAUAGUGGGCCCCAUACCAAUGGUUCUCAGUUUUUCAUCCUUUACAAGUCUGCCAAUCAUUUGAACUUCAAACAUACAGUUUUUGGUGGAGUUGUUGGCGGCUUGACUACAUUGGCAGCAAUGGAAAAUGUUCCUGUUGACGAUGAUGACCGACCUCUGGAGGAGAUAAAGAUAACUAGUGUAACGGUAUUUGUCAAUCCUUACUCAGAACCUGAUGAAGAAGAGGAGCAAAAGAAGGCUAAAGAUGAGAAGGAUGCUGAGGAUGAAGAAAAUGACAAGGUUGGGUCAUGGUAUAGCAAUCCAGGUACAGGAACUUCCGAAAGUGGGACUGCUGUGGGUGGUGGUGGUGUUGGAAAGUACUUGAAAGCAAGAAAUGCUCAAACUGAACUCACUGCCGUCGACAAUGGUUCGUCAACAACUGGUGUGAAAAAGAAAAGGAAAGUGGGAGUUUCAACAGCGGAGUUUAAAGACUUCUCUGGCUGGUGA
Dovyalis caffra is the source of this 1800-nucleotide messenger RNA. The record is from the annotation of a GenBank genome assembly. Lineage: Eukaryota; Viridiplantae; Streptophyta; Magnoliopsida; Malpighiales; Salicaceae.